GUUUUAAUUUUGUAACCCCUUUCCGACGAGCCCACCUCCCGUUAAAAAACCGUGGCCGCUUCUCGCCUCUCCUCUGGCCGCCCUCCGCCGGCGGCGAUGGACGCUCGCCACGCGUCCCUAGGACGACGAACGUUGGAAGAGAUCCGCCAAAAGAGAGCUGCCGAAAGAUUACACAGAGCCUCGUCCGGAUCCGAUUUGGAAUCCUCCGAUCCAUAUGGGACUCGGAGACCGGAGGGCGGAAAUCAGACAGCAGAGAGAGAUUCUUAUGCAUUAGUUAAAGAACUUGAGAAUAAAAAUACAGAAUUGGAAAGAGAAAAUCGGAGGCUGCUGUCAAAGCUUGAAGAAGAGGAAGUUGAAAAUGAUUCACUGAUGAAGCGUUUAAAUGAUCUGGAAAAAAAUACUUUGCCUUCCUUGAGGAAAUCUCUCAAGGAUGUUUUUAUAGAAAAGGAUGCAGCAGUUGUUGCCAGGGAGGAUGCUUUGUCCCAACUUCGGACCAUGAAGAAACGGUUGAAGGAGGCAGAAGAGGAGCAAUACAGAGCUGAAGAGGAUGCUGCAGCUUUAAGAGCAGAAUUAAAUUCAUUACAGCAACAAGGAAUGGGGAAUUCUUUUAGUAGCAUCCCUUUAAGUGACUCAACAGAGAAAACUCUUGGCAUGGAAAAGGAAAUAAUGGAUUUGAAGUCUGAGUUACAGCAUGAGUCACUGUUGAGGCAACAAGAGCAACAAAAACUAGCUAAAGAGCAGCUUCGAACUUCUUCCUCAUGUCUGAAAAAGCAGGAGCUGGAAGAUAGACUUGCAGCUUUGACCAAAAAGAUUUCAGAAGAUGCUUCAGAUUUAGCUGCUCACAAGGGAUUCUCUGUGAAAGAGAAGGAGAAACUUGAAAAACAGCUGCAUGAUAUGGCAAUAAUGGUAGAGAGGCUUGAAAACAGUCGACAGAAACUAUUAAUGGAGAUUGAUUCACAAUCUUCAGAGUUAGAAAGGUUAUUUGAAGAGAACUCUAAUUUGUCUGCUGCUUAUCAAGAUGCAUUAGGAGUUGCAGGGCAGUGGGAGAACCAGGUGAAAGACUGUCUGAAGCAGAAUGAAGAGCUUCGUUGCCAACUGGAUAUGCUGAGAACUGAACAAAUCAACCCACUGCAAGCAAGGGAUCAUACUGCCCAGUCAUACAUGGAAACUGAGAGAGGAACUAUACCCGAUCCAUCAGAAUCUGGUGCUGAAAAUUUGCUGCUUAAGGAUCAACUUGUCAAGGAAAAAAGCAGAGCUGAGGCACUGGCUGCAGAAGUUAUGAAGCUUACCGCUGAACUUAGACGUGCAGUCCAAGCACACCACAAUCUCACACACCUCUAUAGACCAGUACUGCGAAACAUAGAGAAUAACCUAAUGAAAAUGAAGCAAGAAACCUUUGCAUAAUAUGGCGAUGAUAGUGGAGGUCCAUGAAGUGAUACGGUUGAUGGCUACUGAACUGGAGCAUGAUGAGCCUACUCCUUAUCCAGAAGAUGAUCGACAGAUGUUGUGGCUACUUUUCAGAGGUUGGUGCUUGAACUCCACAAUUUGAUAAUUUUAAAGUUUCCAAUUCAGUUUAUUCUAGCUUUUGAGUUAUUGAUAUUGACUAGCGCUUCACCAUGUGAUAAGUGGGCUUGUAGUCUAUACGCUACAAAAUUUUGUGCAAGAAGACAUACUUUGUGUCAAACGAUUUCAUUUCAGCUUUUGAAUCAAUUGGAGUUUCUCUCUGUCUCACUGAAAAGAUCUUUCAAAGUUGGGGCCUGAAGUCCACCAUUUGAUAAUUUUAAAUUUCCAGUUCGGUUUAUUCUAGCUUCUGAGGUCUUGAUAUUGACCAGCGCUUCACCAUGUACGCUGAGUGUGCUUGUAAUCAAUACUACAAAAUUUUGUGCAAGGAAACAUACUCGUGUCAAACGAUCA
Phoenix dactylifera (date palm) is the source of this 1914-nucleotide messenger RNA. RefSeq names its product myosin heavy chain-like protein. NCBI's taxonomy places the organism in Eukaryota, Viridiplantae, Streptophyta, Magnoliopsida, Arecales, Arecaceae. The record is from RefSeq and is a predicted model, not a curated record.